This is a messenger RNA of Mauremys mutica (yellowpond turtle), 3283 nucleotides long. It is a transcript of the gene ZDHHC9, whose product is annotated as zinc finger DHHC-type palmitoyltransferase 9. The coding region runs from base 222 to 1370 and encodes 382 amino acids. Gene Ontology annotation, biological process: protein targeting to membrane; peptidyl-L-cysteine S-palmitoylation. NCBI's taxonomy places the organism in Eukaryota, Metazoa, Chordata, Testudines, Geoemydidae. Gene Ontology annotation, cellular component: Golgi apparatus; endoplasmic reticulum. The record is from RefSeq and is a predicted model, not a curated record. The transcript has 10 exons. Gene Ontology annotation, molecular function: protein-cysteine S-palmitoyltransferase activity.
CCUCAUCGGGGUGGCCUCUCCCGAGUCCGGACGCUGGAGGGAGUGAGCGGCCCGGCCAGGCUCGGCUCGGCUCGGCUCGGCUCGGCCUGGCCUGCGGAGCCGGCAGCGUGACCAGCCGCCAGUGGCCGUGGCUGGACUUUUGAUGAUGCCGUGUUUUUCAACGAGAGUGGAGCAGAAGCUGGGCUUUGGUUGGUUGCCCUACGCCCUGUGAAGAAGCAGUCAUGUCGGUGAUGGUGGUGAGGAAGAAGGCGAUGCGGAAAUGGGAGAAGCUGCCAGGCAGGAACACCUUCUGUUGCGAUGGUCGCAUCAUGAUGGCUCGGCAGAAGGGCAUCUUCUACCUGACGCUCUUCUUAAUUCUUGGCACCUGUGCCCUCUUCUUUGCUUUUGAGUGUCGCUACCUGGCAGUUCAGCUGUCUCCUGCCAUCCCUGUCUUUGCAGUAGUUCUUUUCCUAUUUGCGAUGGCCAUGCUCCUGCGGACAAGUUUCAGUGAUCCCGGUGUGAUCCCCAGAGCCCUGCCUGAUGAGGCAGCCUUCGUUGAAAUGGAGAUUGAGGCCACCAAUGGAACUGUGCCUCAGGGCCAGCGCCCGCCCCCGCGUAUCAAAAACUUCCAGAUCAACAACCAGAUAGUGAAGCUGAAGUACUGUUAUACGUGCAAGAUCUUCCGGCCCCCCCGUGCCUCGCACUGCAGCAUCUGCGACAAUUGUGUGGAGCGCUUUGACCAUCACUGCCCCUGGGUUGGGAACUGCGUGGGGAAGAGGAACUACCGCUACUUCUACCUCUUCAUCCUCUCGCUCUCGCUCCUCACCAUCUACAUCUUCACCUUCAACAUCGUCUACGUGGCGCUCAAGUCCCUGAAGAUUGGCUUCCUGAACACGUUGAAAGAGACCCCUGGAACGGUACUGGAGGUGCUUAUCUGUUUCUUCACCCUCUGGUCAGUGGUGGGGUUAACCGGAUUCCACACCUUCCUGGUGGCUCUGAACCAGACGACCAACGAAGACAUUAAGGGGGCGUGGACUGGGAAGAACCGGGUGCAGAAUCCCUAUAGCCAUGGGAACAUUGUGAAGAACUGCUGUGAAGUGCUGUGUGGGCCCCUGCCCCCCAGUGUGCUGGACAGACGGGGCAUCUUGCAGCAAGAGGAGAGCAGUGCGCAGGGGGAGAGCACUCGGGGGCCCAGCACUCAGGAGCCCAGCGCGCCGGAGAAGAGCAGCACUCAGGAGCCCAGCGCGCCGGAGAAAAGCAGCACUCAGGAGCCCAGUGCUGCUCAGGUCCCCAUGCUGCCGCUGAGCCCCACUGGGAUGCCAGAGGAGGCUCAGCCUUCUGCUGUGGAGCUCCCAGCACAGCCCCGGGAUGAUGGGCCAACCGAGCACUAACCUCUGCCCGAAAGGAGAACAUUGUUUGUUCUGUCCAAUCAAUGCCAGAAGUGAUUACCAGGCGGAGAAGGCCGGCUGGCUGGCAGGCGAGCAGACCACCCCUCACUGAGGGGAGCAGAUGGGCUGGCUGGCAGGUGAUUCUUCAUGGCCAUUUUGCUUUAGUCUUUAUUCACCUCGAUUGUGGACAGGAGUGCGCCUGGCUCAGGUCAUUGCCAAUGGAUUCUAAGAGUGAGCAGAGCAUGUCAGUCAUUGGUAGAGACCUUUACCCUUGCAGCUGGUCUCGGAACAGGCUCAGGUAGGACUUCUCGCUCUGCAGUUGGUCCUUAGUGCUAAAUGGUAGCCUGGCCGUGGCCCUCUCUUUCUGCCCCAGCAGUCGUGUCUGACAUCGGCAGCUGCCCUGCAGUGGAGUGACAGGAUUGAGGAAUCAUGAUGGGAAGGUGACUGUGACCGUGGCAGUGUUUGUCUCUCUCCCUCCCCCUUCUCCCUCCGUCUGUGGCAUUAUUUUAUUGUUUAAGGUGGUGGGGUGGCCAGGAAAUACUGUCUUGGGUGCCAGGAGGGCCAGAAACACCUGGGCACCUGGGGAUGGUUUUCUGUAGCUUCCUUCCCAAACUUCCCCAUUAGUGACUAGCAGGCAUUAGAGGUCCUUGAACAGUCAUGGAGUGGGCAGCCUCCUUUGCCCUUUGGGGAGUGCACCUUUCACUGCAGGAGUGUGGGGGGAGAGCAGUGCCAGGUGCAGAGCUCGCUACUCUCUUGACCCUGCAUCAGCUGCAGAGCAGUUGCACCAGGGAAUCGUGAGGGAAGAGCCCUCUUGGGUCAUGCACUCUGUUCCUGGGGCCAGGGCAGGAUUUGUUCCCUAGUGCCUUGUCGACUCCUGUGUUUGCUGCCCCAAGCAAUGGGGCUUCCACCCCUUCCCUGGGGAGGCUGUGCCCCCAUUGAAGUAAAUGAUAAAAAGCUCUUUCCCUCUCUCUGGCCCGUUUGGCUCUGAAUUCCCUUUGUCAGGGGUGCCUAGGCCUUGCUACAGUAUUCCAGGGCCCCCAUGUGCUUUUCCACCUGGAGCAGCUCUGGCUGCGAGGGGUUCCGCUAGCUGGGGCAAGGGAUGGGUGGCCCGUUCACAGGGGCUGUUGCCUUGGGAGAAGGAGUUCUUUGGAGCCUGACUCCUUGCUCCUCCUGUCUGCAUGAGCCAGGCUCCUGGGGGCUCCCAGUCUCAACUCAAGGGCUGCUUUGAGGCAGCUCAGCCAUCUUCUUUGUGCCAUCUUCACUCCCUGUCUCCCACCAAGAGAUGUUGAGUGGGGCUAAAAGAAGGAGCCCUUCUGUGGCAACCCCUUGCGCCCCCUGGGGAGGGGUGUCCCCUGCCUGCCUGUCUGUUGGAAUUCCCAGUCUCUACCUAGGGGGAAUGCCUGAUUCUGUUCAAGAGGGCACUCUUAUUCCCCUCCACUUGUGGUAUGUCCUAGGGUGAGACCCUGGUGUGGAGGGAGGGAGGAAUUGGGGUUACUGAGGUGUCUGACCUACUUCCCCCCCACAAGCUUGAGGCAGGAGUCCGUCCCCCCCCAUCUUGUCCCACAUUUACUGCCCUGUUAGUAACUAGUUCUCAGAACUGUCUGUCUCAUCUGGCACAGGAGGUGAUCCUAGCAUGUGAGACCUGCACUGUGCCCUGUCUCCCAGCACUCCCCUUACAGCAGAUAUGUGCUGAGAGUCCUGAAGGGCAGUGCUCUGCAGAGUAGUGGGGGAGGUUGGAGCUGCCCUACCUCUCUGGCUCGAGGGCAGCUCUGUUGAGAUCUGGGGGCAGGGUCCUUCCUGUUACUCCCUUGGCUGUGUGGCCCAGCCUCUUGACCCAUUCAGCCUUAAAGCUCCCGCUCUAUGCUGGUUUGAUGCAAGUGGGAUGGCCAGGGUAGAAGGCACAAAGGCAUUCCCAC